Metopolophium dirhodum (rose-grain aphid) is the source of this 3194-nucleotide messenger RNA. RefSeq names its product EF-hand domain-containing protein D2-like. The transcript has 4 exons. The record is from RefSeq and is a predicted model, not a curated record. Bases 2418 to 2849 code for a protein of 143 amino acids. Gene Ontology annotation, molecular function: calcium ion binding. NCBI's taxonomy places the organism in Eukaryota, Metazoa, Arthropoda, Insecta, Hemiptera, Aphididae.
GAACAUAAAACGAUAAGUGUCUAAUAUCCAUAUUAAACAAAUGUCGGACCCUCGAAUUUUUUUUCAGUUACACCCUUGAAUACCAUGCCCACGACACGUCUAUCGUCUACGAUACAUUGAUACCUACUCUAUGAUACCAAGCCAACUUGAGCCACAAGCCACUCAGCGGGGAAAGCCGGCUUAAUAUAGGCUUGAAUUUCCAUGUUUUGAGCAUACAUUUAAAAUUGUGACAAGUAAAUGUCCAAAAUUACUAGCUAGGUACUAACAUUUGGAAAACAUUUUAAGUACCUAUCUAUGGUUAUUAGUCUUUGAGUUUGGUACACUAAAAACUAUAAUUGAAGACAAACGGAGCUGCACGCUACUCGAUAUUUUUUACUUUGAAGAAAAUGUACGAAUCAUAAAUAUGUAUUACUACUAAUAUCGUUAACAAAAAGUAACCAUGACAACGAAAACGUUACGCAAAAUCUGUAAAGAAAAACAAAAUAUCUGCACUUGGCCCAAAAAUAUAUUUAUUUUAAAAAAUAAAACAAAUGUUAACCUCUUUAAUACACCGACUAGAUUCACUUUCAAAUUAGAAAAGAUGCUGAAGUAAUAAUUGGAGAAUUUUUACUACCACUAAAGUUGAUGAUAGACAAGAAAAAAACCCACAUCAUUGUAAAACCAAUACAUUCAUCGCUACGUUCAGAAUCUAAUAUUAAUAAUAAUAAUAAUAAUAAAAAAGUUCAAAAAUAUUAAACAUUUUAAAUUCGUUACGACUUGAAAUUGUAUAAAAAUAUUAUGGCUGUUGCCAAUGAUUCAAAACAAUCAUCUUUAAGAUAGGUUACUUCAAUAGUGCCUACAACCAUAUAGAAUAAAUAGUUGUAAAUAGAUCUAUUUUGAGUUACCUACUUAUUAUAAGCAAUUAAUUAUUCCUUAAAUUAUUAUAUUGUACCUAUAGGUUAUAACUGAAAAAAUCCAUCCAUAAAAAAAUAUAAAUCUAUCACAUAGUAUAAUAGGUAAGGUACCUACAUACUCAACCAUUUUAAAUAUGUUUCAUUGGAAUUCAAACGAAAUUUGUUGCCCCGCAGCAAUGUUUAAAAUAUUUAAGAGGACACUUCACCGCGGCCAUUUGUAUUGUCUUCGUUUUAUAAAGUGCGUAACAUAACAAAUUUACGCUCAGGAGUGCGCGUUUAGCUCCGUUAAUUUAAAAAUUAGAGUGAAUAGACCUAUUAUGAAACUUGAUAGUAAUAGUGCAUUAUCUAUGAUUGAAUGUGGGUUUUUUACAAUAGUUCAAUUUUUUAAUAAGUUAUGCGUAUAUAAUAUAGCGUAAAUUCAAAAUACUCAUGACUCACUUAAAAACUCUAUAUAAUCGUAAAAAACCAACAUACGAACACAGAUGAAGUUCUUUCCAUCAAGUUUCACAAUAGGUCGAUUCACUCAAAUUUUUAAACUAACCAAGUUAAACGUGAUCUGCUGAGCGUAAACUUGCUAUGUUAUGCACAUUGCACUUGUAAAACGGAGGCGACAAAUAACCGUGUAACGUCCUCUUAAGAAAUAGUUUCAAUUAACAUCUUUUCAAAAUAAUGUAUCAACCGCAAUAAUCGAAAUGCUAUUUAUUUGCAUGAAAACGGACCUUAACGGUCCAAAAUAAUUAGGUUUGCCAUCAUCCAUGCCUCUGCACCGCCUCUAAAAUCUGAUACUGCUCAUGUCGUUCAAUAAUUGAAAAUAAAUAAAGCAAUUCAACACUUCGAUAAAUGCGUUGUCAAUUAAUCAUAAUGUUAUUAUUUAUUCAUAUUACAUAUUAUCUAAUGACCGCCAUCGAACAAUCGUUUUCUUUCGUACAUACGUAUAUUCAUUCACGUUCAGUUGGAUUUAUCGGCCGAAGUAAUGUGAAUAAACACAAUAUAACAAACACACGCAUACAAAAUGGCACGACGAUUAAAAUUACGAUGUAUAAUAAUAAUAUGUGUUAUAGUUAUAUUAUAGCAGUUACGUGUGCCGAGUGCUUUUAUGUUUUUAUUAUUAUAGUGACGUGACACGCCGUGACUACAGCUACAGAGUGUGAGACUGACUCAUUUUUCAAACAUCCCUCGCGACGGGGAAACGACGAUAGGCGUAGUAAUACACCACAGUAAAGCGUCUUUUCUCGGAUAAGUUUAUUGUUUUACACAUAAUUCGUAUUAUAUAAUUAAGUUACGUACAAGGCAAUAUAAAUAUUUAUAAAAUACUUCAAUUAUUCCGUAGGUAUUGCACGACAGAGGAUAACUCGUGAACAUACGGAGUGUCAACCGCAAGCAGGUCCUUUACCUUUUCUUUCGUAGGUUUUUGUUUCUUGUCGUCCAUUCAUAUCCCAGAUUCUGUUGUGUUUACGUGUUUUCGGCUCGCAACACUUCCUUCCGAUCCGAACCCUUCCGUUCCGCCUUCUAUAAGAACCGACCAUGCAGGAAGAUUCGUCUGAUUCGAACGGCGAGGGCGGUGCGCUGACUGCUAACGAAUACGCAUCCAGCACGACCAAGCGACAGGUGUAUUUGGAAUUCUCAGAGUUCAGUCCGGCGCAGAUUCGAAAGAUCGAAGACAUUUUUAACCAAUAUGAUGCAAACAAAGAUGGAUAUCUGUGUCGGAAUGAAUUGAAACGAAUGAUGAUCAAACGUCGAGUUCCAUGGACUGAAAACUCAUUGAGUCAACUGAUUGAUGAUGUGGACAAAGACAAAGAUGGAAAAUUGACUUUUAGAGAAUUUGUUAUGACAAACCGUAAGACUUUGGAGUACUGUCAACGUGCAUUGGCCAAACAAGAAAAAGUAGACUUUAACAAAGUUGGUAUUAAAGGUGUAAGAGACUUCUUUGAGGCAAAGGCUAAAUAUUUCAAAUAGGCAGUGCAGCAGUUUUUGAAAAAUAUACUUUAAAAAAAUAUGUUCUAUCUACUAUCUCCAGUGAAAAUAAAAAAAAAAAUUAUUUUUUUGUACAUAUUUGUCAAAUAGGUUAUUAAAUAUUUUUACAUAACAAGUUAAGAACAUUUUUAUUGUACGAGUUCAGUAGAAAUGUGUCAAUAUUUUUAUAAAAAUCAUCUUUACCUACUAUAACUACAAUGAUUUAAAAUGUAUAAUCAAUUUUCAGUUUAACUUAUAAAUAAUAAACGUUAUGAUUUAUGUUAUACACCAUAAACACUUUUUUAAAGCAAAUGACAAUAUACUAAAUAAAAAUAACAUAUUACAUUA